UCAAGUGGUCCGUACCGGAGCAGCACUCUGCAUCAACGCUGCAACUCUGCGGACCACAGAAUGUAAACUACAACUCUUGCUGACUUACUUGAAGACGUUUUCUUAGACUUUGUCAUCCAUGAGAAGCAACGGUUGGACAUUUUCCCUCUCAACGGCAUCCUGUAUAAUAAUAAGACAUCAUGGAGAAUGGAAGCCGUGUAUGUCGGCCCCACCAAAUCAGUGAGUCGUCCAAGGUGUUCUUUUGGGCCGAUCAUGCGGUGGAAUUGUUGCAGGGCCUCAAUGAGCAGCGACAACACAGCCGCUUCUGUGAUGUGGUGCUGGUGGCCGAUGAGCAGAGCUUCCACGCUCACAGAGCCGUGCUGGCCAUCUCCAGCCCUUACUUUCAUGCCAUGUUUACGCUGGGAAUGAGAGAGGAGCGGCAACCAAAGGUGGAGCUGUUGGGUUUGUCCUAUGUUGGUUUGAAGGCAGUAUUGGAUUUCCUGUACAGUGGAGAGCUUCCAUUGGAUGGUGGGAACGUUGAUUCCGUGCUGGAAGCUGCUCACCUCUUGCAGGUGUGGCAGGUGGUGGAUUUCUGCUGCCAAUACCUGGAGCGGGAGGUGAGCGAGGACAACUACUUGUAUCUGCAGGAGCUGGCGCAGCUCUACAGCCUCCAGCGCCUCGACACCUUCGUCGACGACUUCAUCCUCGCACGCUUGGCCAGCCUCUCCAUCACCCCUGACUUUCUUCGUGACAUCCCUUUGCACAAGCUCGUCACGUACCUCUCCAGUAACCAGGUCCAUCACGACGGUGAGCGGGAGCUGUUUGACACGGCUCUCUUUUGGCUGGCUCAAACUCCCGAACGGAAAACCCACGCCCAGCAACUCUUAUCCCGUAUCCGCUUCCCACUGAUGCCAGUCGGGGACCUGGUGAGCCGGGUGCUGCCGGAACUGCGAGCACUUUUACCGGAGGAUGCUCUUUGCCAGGCCAUGGUGGAGGAAGCGUUGGCGUACCACAGGGUCGAGAACCAAAGCAGACAACCUCUUCUGCAAACGGAACAAACCAUACUGAGGGGAGGAGUGGAAGGCCUUCUGCUGACUGGUGGAGAGGUGUCCGAGCGAGGGGAGGAGCUCAGCGCUAAUGUCUGCCGGCUAAACGGGGAAAACUGGGAGAUAGAAACCCAGCUUCCUGCCCAGCAAAGCCACCACUGCCUGGCCGUGCUCGGAGGCUUUAUCUUUGCCGCCGGUGGCAGUUCGUCCAGGGACAACGUUGGAGACGCCGCAUGUAACCGCCUGUACAGAUACGAUCCCCGCCACAACCAGUGGACCAACGGCGCUCCAAUGAAUACCCCCCGCGUGGAUUUCUACCUGGCAGCAGUGGGGGACUGCUUGAUCGCCGUGGGUGGAAGGAACGGCUUGGGAACGUUGUCCUCCGUGGAGCGAUACGACCCCGCGGGAAACUGCUGGUCCUAUGUGGCGGGACUACCAAGGUUGACGUACGGCCACGCCGGCGCCGUCCACCACGGCGUGGUCUACAUCUCCGGCGGACACGAUUAUCAGAUCGGACCAUACCGCAAAGAUGUCUUGUGUUACGAUCCAUCCCGGGAAGUUGACGCGUGGGUGGAAUGCCCGCCCAUGUCUUUGGCUCGGGGCUGGCACGCCAUGGCCUCCCUCAACGACCUCGUCUACGCCAUCGGGGGCAGCGAUGACCACGAGGCUACCGACGAACGCUUUGACAUCCUUCACGCGGAGUCCUACAACCCGCGCAGCCGCCAGUGGACUCAGGUGGCGCCGCUCCUGUCGCCAAAUAGCGAGGCGGGUCUUGCGGUUUGGGCUGGGAGGAUUUACGUACUCGGUGGCUACAGCUGGGAAGCCAUGACCUUUUCCAGGACCACUCAAGUGUACGAUCCUCAUAAAGAUGCGUGGUGCAGAGGGCCCGAUUUACCCAAACGCAUCGCGGGGGCCUCUGCUUGUGUGUGCACCAUUAAGCCCCCGUUGAUAUCGUCGUCUCCAGAAGGAAACCAAUCAUCCAACCAAGCUGAAAGAUCAGCAAGGACUUUGCCCAAAAACAUCAGGACCUGACUUGUGAGUGACAUCUCUUGUAUGACUUCUCCUCGUGUCACAUGACUCGUGCAAGUAAUAUUAUGGAAUUUAAUGCUAUUUAUUUAUUUAUUGUGUAGAAAAAGAAAGAUAAGCAACGUGCCAAAUCAUCCAUUUUCAUAAAUGAUACAAAAGAUGGCGUGGAUUUACUCAUCAAGAUGGAGGGCCCUCCAGCCUCGUUCCAAUCCCCUCAGUGCCGUCAUGUCUUCUUCGCUUAGACAGAAGUCAAAGAUCUGUGCAGAACAACAGCAUGGCAAACUUUCAAUAAGAACGCAUCUAUGCUCAUACAUGUGCCGAUAUUAUCAAAUAUCGAUAUGUGUAACAUGACAUAUCUCCUAUGGUGGAAUGAACACAAAUGUGUUGGAUACCCCAACCUUCCAUAAGUGGGUCAAAAAUGACCCGGUCAGGUUGUUUUCUUGAAAUAUCUUUGUAAUGAAACUUUUUUUAUCAUUUCAUAUUCCAGGUAUUCCUCAAAAAACAUGUUUUUGAUAUUAUGCCAUUCACAUUUUUAACUUACCUUUUAUACAUUUAAAGAAAAUUUAGUUUUUGUGUUACUACCCCAACCUUCCAUAAGUGGGUCAAAAAUGACCCGGUCAGGUUGUUUUCUUGAAAUAUCUUCGUAAUGAAAAAUUGUUAUCAUUUCAUAUUCCAGGUAUUCCUCAAAAAACACAUUUUUGAUAUCAUGCCAUCCACAUUUUUAACUUCCCUUUAUGUAACACACAAUGGAUCCUCCCAUUUUCUAUUGUUGUACGGGGUCAUUUUCUUUUUCAAAGAUGUAAAAAAAAGUGAAAAAUGAAGAUGUUUCUAACAUGAAAUCAUUCUUGUGUGGUCCUAAAUAUAAUACUAAAUAUCAUACAAGUGAUUAUUCCUAACCAAAAUGGCAAAAUUGUCAUAAAAAGGCAUUGAUUCUAGUAUGGGUGAUUUUUGACCCCCUUAUGGAAGAGUGUAGGGUCCAGUCACUCGUGCAUCGAA
This is a messenger RNA of Doryrhamphus excisus (bluestripe pipefish), 3047 nucleotides long. RefSeq names its product kelch-like family member 36 (gene klhl36). The record is from RefSeq and is a predicted model, not a curated record. NCBI's taxonomy places the organism in Eukaryota, Metazoa, Chordata, Actinopteri, Syngnathiformes, Syngnathidae. Gene Ontology annotation, molecular function: cullin family protein binding.